AUGCAUGAAGAAAGACAGACUCAUGAACGUUCUAUUAGCGUCGCAAAAGAUUUUGCUUUAGAAAUUUAUGGAAGCGGGGAGCCAGUGAGCCGAGGCAGAGUUGAGCAGAGCCCACUUUACGUACAGAAGGAAUUCGUGGGCCUGGUAGACCCCAACGACGAGUGGGAAGUGAGCCGGAGUCGUGUUCACUUGGGCGCGCUCAUCGGCAGCGGCGCGUUCGGGCGGGUGCACGCCGCUCAGCUCGAGAUGCCGGGCGGGGAGACCAUCACUUCUAUUUUUGACGAUGCUUCAGAAGAGGAGAUGCAAGACUUCUUGGGCGAGAUCGUGAUGUUGAAACAUGUCGGUUCCCACAAACAUGUCAUCCGCCUGAUCGCAUGUUGCACGACACAGGCUCCUCUGAUAGCCUUGCUGGAGCAUGCUCCGCGAGGCGACUUGCUCACUCUCCUCCGUACCACUAGAGGGAGAAGGAAAGUGGAACAAACUUCGUGCGAUACAAGGACGUUCAACAGCGACGCUAACGGACGGCCUUCUGAAGCGGACACCUUACUGAUGCAUGCCCCGCGAGGCAACUUGCUCACUCUCCUCCUUACCGCUAGAGGGAGAAGGAAAGUGGAACAACCUUCGUGCGAAACAAGAAUGUUCAACAGCGACAGACAAGGAAGAAAGAAUAUGGAACAAACUUCAUGCGAAACAAGGAUGUUCAACAGCGACGCUACCGGACGGCCUUCUGAAGCGGCUCUUCUGAUUGCCUUGCUGGAGUAUGCCCCGCAAGGCGACUUGCUCACUCUCCUCCAUACCGCUAGAGGGAGAAGGAAAGUGGAACAAACUUCGUGCGAAACAAGGAUGUUCAACAGCGGCGCUAACGGACGGCCUUCUGAAGCGGACUCUGUUUACACAAACUUGAGCGACUCGGACCCUGCUCUGUCGGAGAGCAAGCUGUGUGCCGACGGCAGCGACCGUCUGAAGACCAACGACCACUACGUGGCCGAGCCGGCUCUGCAACUGGACAGCACCACCAUGCGGGAAGACCUCGCGGCCCGCAACAUCUUGGUGGACGGCGCGGGUGUACUGAAAGUGGCCGACUUCGGCCUCUCCCGUUCCGGGGUGUACGUGCACACGCGUUCCAGGCCGCUCAGCAACAGCCAAGUUCCCACAUUUCUGAGUGGAGGUGGCCGCCUCCCGAAGCCAGCACGCGCCUCCCAGCGCCUCUACGAGCUGAUGGUCGAUUGCUGGUCCGAAGACCCCACGAGAAGACCCAGCUUCACGCACAUAGUAGACAAGUUAACCGCCCAGAGACAACUUUAUGUAGACCUCGACUCAAUAUUUAUGGUAGAAGAACCCUUCGAUGAUGACGAAUCACAAUGGAGCAAAGACUGA
Molecule: messenger RNA, 1377 nt
Organism: Chilo suppressalis (striped riceborer)
Lineage: Eukaryota; Metazoa; Arthropoda; Insecta; Lepidoptera; Crambidae
Source: the annotation of a GenBank genome assembly